Messenger RNA from Chelonia mydas (Green sea turtle), 7593 nucleotides. RefSeq names its product secretory carrier membrane protein 4 (gene SCAMP4). The record is from RefSeq and is a predicted model, not a curated record. NCBI's taxonomy places the organism in Eukaryota, Metazoa, Chordata, Testudines, Cheloniidae. Bases 3643 to 4380 code for a protein of 245 amino acids. Gene Ontology annotation, biological process: protein transport. Gene Ontology annotation, cellular component: recycling endosome membrane; trans-Golgi network membrane. The transcript has 7 exons.
AAGUCCAUGGCAAAGCGAACAAAUGAGAGGAGUCUAAAUAAACUGUGGAACCUGAUCCUGCAACCCUUAACUUGCUCAUUGGCUUUGUCUUCCUUGCAAAAAGGUGGUGGUUUUUUGGUUUGGUUUUGUUUUGUUUUAUAUUGAAAUUGCUAUUUCAAAAAAAACACUUUUUGGAGUGAAAACGCUGACUUCAGUGAGAUUACUCAAGUAAGGGUUGCAGAACAGGGCAGGCUGCUGUAUUCAUUCAUGUACAGUGGUGUAAAAUCAUAUGUGAGAUUGAGCCUGGUCUACACUUAAAAUUUAGAUUGACAUAGCUACCUCAAUCAGGGGUAUGAAAAAUUCCCACCCCUUGAGCGUCAUAGCUAUGCCGACCUAAUACCCAGUGUAGAUGCUGCUGUGUUGACAGAAGACUGCUUCUGUUGACCUCGAUCAGGGAGGUGGUGGUCUACUCUAUACAAAUGGUAAAAUCCCAUCCAUCAGUGUACAGUGUGUACACUAGGGGGUUAUGCUGGCAUAGCUAUAAUGACAUAGCUAUGCUGGUAUAGUCCCCAUAAUGCAGAUAUACCCUCAGAAGGUUAAUGAGGAUGAAGAGUUAUCUUCUCUAAGAUGGGUUUCAGAGUAACAGCCGUGUUAGUCUGUAUUCGCAAAAAGCUUAUGCUCAAAUAAAUUGGUUAGUCUCUAAGGUGCCACAAGUACUCCUUUUCUUUUUGCUUCUCUAAGAUGCUUUUAAUUAAUUAUAACACUUUUUUUAGUGAAAACAAUAUAUGGGGAAACUGAAACUCUGGGAUGGUGUGACAUGGCUCUCUGCAAUGCCAAGGAUAUAAUCCAGGAAUUCUCCUCGGUUGCAUGCUCUAAGCACUAUACUGUCCCCCUCCCGUUAGGACUUUAAGGACUGAUUAGCGUGGUAGCACACUAUCUGCAUCCCUCCAGCCUGAAAAAAUGACCCCAUUUGUUUACUGAUCUUUCUUUCGGUAAUAGAUUUUUCUUUCUAUUGACAUUUUAAUGUAAUUGGUUGAAUUAUGUGACUUGUUCUUUCCAAAAAAUGUUAUGUUUUUGUCAAAAGCAGCUGCGUGUGGUAGGGCCAAAUUUAAUUUGAACUUCUGUCUUCAUGCUUUAUUUCCUGUUUACACAAUACAAAAGGAACAAGGCAAAGCAAAAAAAAAUAAGCCUCAGUUUAUGAAUCAUGUUUUAAGUUUAAAAUGCCUGUCAGAGCGUGAAGAGGUGGUGGUGGCUGGUUGUUUGUAUUCUGAUAGUCCUUAGGGCCCCAACUGAGAUUGGGGUCCCAUUGUGCCGGGCACUAUGAAAACACAUAGUAAGGGACAGGUCAGGCCUCGAAAGACUUACAAUUUACAUAGGUCUCGUCUACGCUAAAUUUAACCAGUAUAGUUAGUGAUGCAGCCUCCCUAGUGAGGAUGCAGUUACACCAGCAAAAAGAUGCCUUAUACCCCAUAUCUCUCUUCCUGCAUGGGAAGAGGAAUAAGCUAUACCAGUAUGAGUCAUCUUUGUACCAGUAUAACUGUCCACAUUAAAGCUGUGUCAGCACUAGCUUUAACUUUCGCCGUUAAAACUUAUGUCGCUCGGGUGUGACCCCAACCAACAUAAAUUACACCGACAAGCGCUGGUGUGGACAGCGCUCUGUUGGCAGGAGAUGGGGGUUGGGAUGGUUUAAUUAUGUCAAAGGGAGAGCUCUCUCCCACCAGCACAGAGUGGCUACAUGGGAGAUCUUACUGCAGUGCAGCUGCAUCGUUACUGUAAGGUGUCUACUGUAGACAUAGCCUAAGGAUUGUACCAGUAUAACUAGAUCAGUGUUCCCAAAAAAAAAAAAAUCAUAUCACUAAGCAAAAUAGAUAUACUGGUGCAAAAUGACAGGUUUCAGAGUGGUAGCCAUGAUAGCCUGUAUCAGCAAAAACGACGAGGAGUCCUUGUGGCACCUUAAUAUAGGGAAAUUACAUUUUGUAAUGACCAGGACAUUACAAAACUGAAUUUCCCCCUACUAUUACUCACACCUCCUUGUCAAUUGUUUGAAAUGGGCCAACCUCAUUACCACUACAAAAGUGAUUUUUCCUCCCUUGGUAGUCUACUGUUAAUUGAAUUGUCUCGUUAGACUGACACCCCCCCCCCCCCGCCCUGCCACUUCGUAAGGUACCUCCCAUCUUUUCAUGUACUAUGUAUAUAUACUUGCUACUGUAUUUUCCAUUCCAUGUGUCUGAUGAAGUGGGUUUUAGCCCACAAAAGCUUAUGCUCAAAUAAACUUCUUAGUCUCUAAGGUGCCACAAGGACUCCCCGUUGUUUUUGGUGCAAAAUGUGUGCAGACCAAGUGAUAGACAAGACAAAGGGUGAGAGAAGAAACAGAGGGUCAGAGAUGUAAAGUGAAUUGCCUCAUGUCACAACAAUUUAGUGGUGGUUCUUCUUACUCGCAAGUUCAGUUUCCUGGUCUCAAGAUCACACUGCGGUGUGAGGUGGAACUUUGUAUGUGUCUGUUGUUUGUCAUAUUAAAGUAAGGGCUGACUUUUUUCUUUCACUUUACUAGUUAUUUUUGUUGGUACUUAAAAUUCUGGUUUAGAACUGUGGCCAAAAUAAAGGGUUUUUUUUUUUUGUUGUGUUUUGUUUUUUAAAGGAUUCUUUGUUUUCAGUUGGGAUUUACUGAAAGCAUUGGCACACAUUUUCUGUCUUUAAAUAUCAAGUAGAUAGAAUCAGUUAUCUGUGGUUCAGGAUCCAAACCUGCAGCUUUUACUCACACGGUUAAUUCCACUGAAGUCAGUGGAAUUGCUGAGCAGAAUAAGGAUUGCAUGAUUGAGUCCUCCAAGAAUUGAAAUAAUAAGAAUGGUUCUCCACCCUCUCCCCAUUAAAUAAUCUUUAUUUGUAAAGUCUCUAAAUAUUUUUGCAUGAUUUUUUUUAAAAAAAAAAUCAAUGAUGGAAUGUGUGACUUCUCUGGGAGUUCUGUACUGCAGUCUGGUUCCUUGCCAAACUGUUAUGUAAAAGAAUUCUCUGUGAAGAUAAACUAUGUUGUCAGUUUCUGUGUUGCAUCUGUGAUUUUUUUGGGGGGAGGGGAAGGAGGGAGGGAUGUUUUUCUUAGCAAACAAUGGGUUAAUAAUUAAGGCCUGGUCUACAGUGGGAAAUUCUAUCAGUAUAACUACUAUCUCUCUCCGUGUAAUUUUCACGCCUCCAAGAGAGGUAGGUAUACCGACCUAACCCCCCGGUGUAGACAUUGCUACAUCAACAGAAGAAUUCUUCCAUCAACCUAGCUACCGCUUCUUGGGGAGGUGGACUGCCUAUUCCAAUGGGAGAACCUCUCCCAUAGGCGUAGGUGGUGUCUACAUCAAAGCACUAUGGCGGCGAAGCCGCUGCUGUAGCAUUUUACGCGUACUCAUACUCUAACAGUUAUGAAAGUGCCAUGGUGAGCUGGGGAACAGUCAAAUCAUUAUGUCUGCUGGUCUGGCACCAGUUUCUUCCCCUCUGAGUUUUUUUUUUUUUUUUUUUUUGCUUGGACCUGAGUCCAAACCAGGUUCGUUUGUUUCAACUUGUCUGCCUUCAGCUGGAAUGUGCAUGUGUUCUGGCAGCAGUUUCCUGUGCAACCUCUGACUGUGCCAGAUUCAUUGCUGUCUGAUUUCAAAAUUUCUCCAAGGAACAUUUCUAGCAGAUAUGGCAGAGAAAGUGAAUAACUUCCCUCCGCUCCCCAAGUUUAUUCCUCUGAAACCGUGCUUCUACCAGAACUUUGCCGAUGAAAUUCCCAUAGACUAUCAGAGUUUGGUGAAGAGAAUUUACCAUUUAUGGAUCUUUUACUGCAUCACACUAGUGGUGAAUCUAAUUGGCUGCCUGGCCUGGUGGAUUGGUGGUGGUUAUGGCGUUAAUUUUGGCUUGGCCAUCCUUUGGCUUUUUCUGUUCAGCCCCUGCAGUUACGUAUGCUGGUUCCGGCCUGCAUACAAAGGUUUUCGGUCUGACAGCUCUUUUAAUUUCAUGGCUUUUUUCUUCAUCUUUGGUGCCCAGUUUGUUCUGACAGUCAUACAAGCAAUCGGUUUCUCCGGCUGGGGUGCAUGGUUGGCGGUCACAACAAACGACCGUCUCUGUAUUUCACUUUCUUCCAGCGGAUGGUUGGCAGCCACUACUUUUUUCAGUACCAGUGUUGCCGCGGCUGUGUUCAUGCUGUUCCCAGCCAUACUGUUUACGGUGUCGGCAGUUGCGAUGUCCUUCUAUCUCCUAAGGGUACAUAAAAUUUACCGAGGGGCUGGCGGAAGCUUUCAGAAAGCCCAGGAUGAAUGGAACAGCGGCUCAUGGAGGGACCCCCCGAGCAGGGAAGCUCAGUACAAUAACUUUUCUGGAAACAGUCUGCCACAGUAUCCCACGGUGCCCAACUAUCCCACGGGAAAUCAAUGGCCUUAAGCAGCAACAGCUGUCAAACUGCCUGGAUUAUCUUUUUUUGGUCUCAUCAUUAUUAUUUUUUAUUAUUUGAAAAUAUCACUUGUUUUUUUUCCCGUCAUCUUUGGGGUUUUUUAAUUCCCUCCUCCCCAUGACUGCAGAAAAUCUGUGCACUCAGCGUGUACUGCCUCCAGGGAUUUGCCCAUCUCUGUUGGAAUGUUUUAUUUUGUGCACAGAUGCCAGUAUUUGCCUUGCUGCAGACCGAGGAACUAUUCGCUGCCCUUGCUUGGGGGAAUCCUCCAAUGAUCAGUACAUGGAAAAGGCUGAUUUUCCCUCUGCAAAGAACACUUUAAGAUGCUCUUUCCCCUUCCCUCUUCAUUCAUAUCAGAUGCAGAGUACACCACAGCCAUCUUCCUGUUACUGAGCAGGGGACGCAAUUGGAAAUGGGCAUCCACCGGUAUCUCCUGAUGAGUUUUCUGGAAUUUCUGUUUCUCGAAGGGAAAUGUCUCAUCUAUUUUAUUUUGUGCCUCGUAAGAUUGAAAUUGGCGGCCAGGGCUCCCUUUUUGUUCAUAAAGCCCUUGAAGGUCUAAACCUUCUCUUGAGUUCUCUGUAGUGAGAAAAUGCUUUAGAUAACUCUGCUCACAGUGAGUGAUUGCUGGACAUUGCAUCUGAUUAGCAGAACAUCCACUCAGCUGGUGAGGUAUUCUACUGUUACAAUUCGUCAUGUCCCCCUCCACCCCCCAAAAAAGGGUUUUUCUUACAAUAGGAUCUACAUGCUUUGAAAGUACCACUUCAUCUCACUUGUCUAUAACCCUUGCUUGCUAAUGGCCUGAUUGAAAGCUCAGUGGAAUCACUGACUUCAGUGGGCUUUGGCUCAGACUGCAUCAGUUAUAUUCACUCUUAUGCAGACAGCCAACACAGGACCUAGGCAUCACUUAAGUCCCGCUUACGCAGUGUCUAGAUUUUGUGCUGGCCCCAAGUAUCAUCUCCCUCCUGAUUGAAUCUCACCCCAUUGACAAACCCUAAAAAUGUAAAUAAUCUUCCGGCUACAGUUCUGUAGCCAGGUGGUAGAUAACUGUAAAUCUGAAUACCAAGAAUGACUUGUACAUGAAUGAAUACUAAGAAUGAUUUAGGAGUAACUCCGUUAAAAUGGAUGGAUUAAUCCCUGAUUUAUUCUGACAUAGGUUAGAUCCGAAUCUGAUCAAGUUUCUUAUGCUUGUGAAUUGUUCUACUCCAAUAUGUCACCUGUUAUACUACAAAAUGCUUAAUAGUCUUGUGAACGAUCCUUUAUUUAGUCAUGCAGGACCACUCCCCUGAUAUACAGCCAGCUGUACAGCUCUUCUCUCUACUUCAGCAUGCAGGCAGAGAGAGGUGGUAUUGUCUUUCCCUAAGAAGUUGGUUGAGGGGAAGAGAGAGGUUCUGUUGAGAGGGUCUUUUCUUGCUGAGAACUAGGCUUUGUGUACACUACAAAUGCUUUCUGGUAUAGCUGUAACAACCAGAGCACCCAAGUAUAGACAUAGCAUAUGACGACCGAAGUUUUGUUGUUGGCCAGUAACACCAUCUCACUGAAUGACAUUAGCUAUAUCGACAGAAGCACUGUUAUGCUUGCUGAGCUGCGUCUGUACUGGGGGGGUUUUGCUGACAUAGCUAUGUUGGCUACAGGGGAUGUUGAUUUGUUUUUUGUUUCACACCUCCACCAGCUUAGCUAUGCUGGCAAAACUUUGUAGUGUAGACCUGGCCAUAGUAUGUGUCAGUGCUGACUUCACAUCCUUUUAUCGAUUUCUCAUGUCACAACUACUGGAAUCUGUAGGCAGAGCAGUCUAAUUCCUUUCCAUUUUGUACUAUGUCAGCCCACGCAGUACAAGCUACAGUUUCUCAUUUCUCCUUAAAAAAUCUGCUACUCAAUGUUGAGAUUUUUCCAAUCAGCCUGUGAGAUUUGGAUGCCCGAUUUCCGUUAAUUUUUAUGAGAGCUGAGCCUUCAAAACCCUUCAGCAGCUUUGAAAGUCUCUGCUAAAGAUCCUGUGAGGUGCUAAAGCCUUCAACUUCAGAAAGACAUGAAGGAGGUUUGGUAUUUGUUCAGAUCUGCGCACUAGUGCUGGAUUCUGCUCUGUCGUGUUGAUGUGAAUCCAGAGUAACUCCAUAGCUAACAGUGGAGUUAUGCCAAAUUUACACUGAGUAACUGGAAACAGAAUCUGCUCCUGAAAGGCUUAGAAAAGGUCUCCAAGCUGGAUGGAAUCCAUUUGCAAAUGAUCUUUUGAAAAUGGUCUCAAUAUACAAGUGCCUUAUUCAAUAAUAUAUUAGCUCCUAGGGGAGAGUUCUCCUUCCCCCAGUGCCCCGUUCCCCAUUUUGUUUAGUCUUAAUUUUUUCCCUAUAUUGUAUAUAUUGUAAAUAUUAAGUAAGUGAAAUGCAUUACCAUGGGAUUUGUGUGACAUCUUUAUCAGAUGGACCAAAGCAACUAAUUAACACUGGAGGCCAAAGCCUCCUUGAACUUCAGUUUAAAAGCAACAUUUCCCAUUGCUGCAAAGCCAGCCCUUUGCUGGGCCUCUCAAAUAUCUUUCUCACACAUUCCUAACACAGUGGUGUGUGUGUGUGAGAUUUGCUCAUAAACAUAAGGACAGAUGCUUGGAGUUUUGCUAACAGAAUACGGUCCAAUCAUGUUACCGAACUUUUAGUUGCCUUCAUCUUGCGUAAUGUGUUGUGUGGAUUUUCUUUGCAUGCUUGCCAUCGAAAGGGUGGUGAAAGAGAACUGCCUGUCAUUUAACUCCCUGGAAAUACGAACAUGCUGCCCAGGGGAUGGGUCAAAAUUCCCAGUGCUUGGAUCCUGUUAACGAAAACUGGAGUCCUGCCUGUAAUUUGCCACAUCGGGAAGCCUAAACAUAGCGUGCCUGCCUAACCUCAUCCUUGGAGGUUUGGAAUAUCAUCCGCUCCUCUUGGCCAUUUUUUUCUAUAUGGGGUGACUGCAGGUGAGUCGUAAUUCCAGAAAGUUGACUCAAUCAAUGUGCUGCCAGAACUGUUGUGGCUUAUUUUUGGAAUCAUAGCUAUAUUUUUAUAAAUGUAAUGUUUACAUUAGAUUUCUAAGGAACUACCAAUGUUUUGGAGAAUUGUUAACCUGGACUUAGCCAACUUUUAAUUUUUGUUCUGCAUCAUGUUAUGUGGGAUGCUUUGUGUCGUCUGUGGGGUUCUUUGUUGUUUUCCUUGCAGGGGUCAAAUAAAUCCUCAUUCUAUGCUCAAUACGAA